Molecule: messenger RNA, 696 nt
Organism: Knipowitschia caucasica
Lineage: Eukaryota; Metazoa; Chordata; Actinopteri; Gobiiformes; Gobiidae
Source: the annotation of a GenBank genome assembly
AUGUCCUACAUGAUUAAAGGGGAGGCAGCCGCCAUCGAGACAGAGCUGCUGAAGGACUACAGGUUUGGACAGCAGCAGCUCAUCGAGAUCUGGGGCCAGGCCUGUGCUCUCGCUAUCACCAAGGCUUAUCCUUUGAGCUCCAUUUCGAAGAAGCAGCCAACAGUGCUGGUGAUUUGUGGCCCAGAUCAAAAUGGCUCCAUCGGCCUGGUUUGUGCCAGACACCUGCGCAUAUUUGAAUACGAGCCCACCAUCUACCAUCCCAAACGAUCAUCUCAGAACCUCCACCAGGACUUCACAGUGCAGUGUGAGAAGAUGGACAUCCCCUUCCUGUCAUACCUGCCCACAGAGGUGCAGCUCAUAAACGACGCCUAUAACCUAGUGAUUGAUGCAAUGCUGGGCCCAGGGUCGGACAUAAGCAACAUCAAGGAGCCGUACUUGGGCAUUCUUGGUACUCUGAAGCAAGUGAAGAUUCCUAUAGCCAGUGUGGAUGUGCCUUCAGGUUGGGACGAGGAGGAGGCCACCCAGGACGGCAUCACCCCUGAAGUCCUCAUCUCACUUACGGCACCUAAAAAGUGCGCUGCUAGUUUCUCUGGGAAGCAUUUCCUCGCUGGACGCUUCCUGCCUUACGAUAUCCAGAAAAAAUAUGACCUCAAUCUCCCGGACUUCCCCGGCACAGACAGUCUCAUUGAAUUGUAA